Cotesia congregata is the source of this 1905-nucleotide messenger RNA. The record is from the annotation of a GenBank genome assembly. NCBI's taxonomy places the organism in Eukaryota, Metazoa, Arthropoda, Insecta, Hymenoptera, Braconidae.
AUGCGUAUUUAUCCAAGAGCAAGCGUAAAGGUGACACGCAGACCUUCUAGUUCACCACGCCCGAAAUACCGUAACAAGAUAAUCGAGGAGCAAGAUAAUCAUGAUGUAACUCCACACGGACGAAGUUAUGAAAAGAACCGUCUAACUACUGCGCGCCCUAGUUACAAAAACCGCGCCCAAACGACAACAACAACAGAAGCUCCAGCCCGUCGUCGUACCAAUUUUCGGCCAGUAGGAUCCCAGACGCCAUCAAAAGCUCAGCGACCCAAAUCCGAGCAAUCGCCGGUGAGCCUGUCGAAAUCGAAGCUCCCAAGGACUCAGGGUCGCUGGGCCUACAAGCCAGCUCCGAAAGCGCGAGUUGCGAUUCGCAAACAGGUAGAUGAUGAGGAAAGGGGCCCCGAUGUGGCGACUAAUGAGCCGGCGACGAUAGCAUCAACGGAUGAGAAACCAACAGUCGCUUCCAAGAAAAGCGAUGAGAACGUUUCAGACGCGGAACUGGAUUCCAGCGAAUCGGAACAGGUGCCAUCGUCAUCUGACUCGGGAUCUUCCGGAUCUGCAGGAAAUCCUUCCAUAGGAACCGUGCUCACAGAUCAGAAUGAGAAUGACGCGAUCAUACCCGCUGAGACUAUUAACGUCGAGAUUUCCACGCCCGCUGAUAUGACUGACAUGUACUAUCUCAUCGCUACGAUUAAAUCUCCGUACACGUUCCAGAACCAAUUAACUCUUUGCCUCCAGGUUGGAACAAUGAAGAACACGCGGUUUAUCACCGUGACAUCAACUCAGAAAAAAUCGUUCGCCACAGCAGAUCCUUCAACCACCCCAACCCACACUGAACCAUUAACUGAAAACAUCUUAGCUAACACUGCAGCUGCUUACGAGUCCUCUCUGCCUUUGGAUUCUUCGAUCGCCACACUCCCUGCAAUCACCUUGGAGUCCGGACAGAUGACUCCUCCACUAGAAACCUUAACAGAGACCUUCACUACCACCCAGACCCUGCUUAAAACCUACUUACUCCCCGUAGUAGCCAACGGUAACACGACCCAUCACACCUUAGUACAGACCUACAACAUUGCUCGCAUGGUAACCGCGAUUAAAACACUCCCGCCAUCAGAAAUAUAUCAGUUCAUCCCCUCGAAGACACUCAAUGAGUUCAACUCUAAGCUCGACGAAGCUGGUAGCGAACUUCACCUCGAGCUCGACUUUGGAGACGACGAAAACGAUGACGAGGACAUUCCUAAGCGCGUUGUGGUUCCAAACGCCCAUGAGCCAGAGCUUGAUGGUUUCAAAGGAACGAACAAAGGAACCAAGCAGAAUCGUCUAGAAGUACCAUCUCCCUCUUCAGACCCACAACUACUUCCCGAGUCUGCGCAACAUCUUGCAUUACUCAACUACUUCAACCAGGCUGCACAAGUGAUUACCACCUCCAGGCCCAUCGUUGUCCUCGAAACCGUCUAUGAGUCUCACGUGAUCCCGCUGGUAAGCAACGGCAAUACCGUGUUCUCUACCCUCUCUAGACCAGUGGGAACUGUUCCAAGAACUUCCUACGAAUUAGGAACGUCAACUAUUGCACCUAUAGCUCAGCCGAUCCAACAGAUGCCCCAGAUUCCACAGCUUCCUCAGAUUCCUCAAGUUCCUCAGGUGCCACUGUACCCUCCCCAGCCCCAGUUCACUGUCACCACAGCCCCGAUCGUCACUCAGACUCUCGCCACAAUUUCUGACUCACGAGUCCUGAAACUCACCUUCGGCGCGAAGACCGCCUACACCACCCUCUUCUCGACGAAAGUGGUGCCCACUGAAAUUACCACCUACGUCACCUCGACUGUUCCUGUCCAACCUACGGUACCUUCUUUCCCCGGGUUCUUUGGAUCUCCGGUUGGAUACCCAGGAUAUCCGUUUGUAGGUUAA